This is a messenger RNA of Geodia barretti, 511 nucleotides long. The record is from the annotation of a GenBank genome assembly. Lineage: Eukaryota; Metazoa; Porifera; Demospongiae; Tetractinellida; Geodiidae.
UAGCUUCUAUUAGUAAGGCGGGGCUCUGUGACCUGAUGAGAGGAGGAGUGAGCGUGAUGUCAGCUGAACAAGGGAGAAGCCACGGGAAGCCCCCGGGACACAAUUCUCUACGUCCAAGGAUGUGAUGGAAGGUGUGAUGGAAAUGCCCUGAAUGAAAUUGAAGAUGAAGAAGUGCACAAAUAGGAGACAAGGAGGACAAGGAAGAACAAGAUGAUGAGGAGAAUGAGAGAGCUUGUUAUGUAGAGAAAGAUCCAGUACUUAAUAUGAAGAAGGGUAGGUACCAUCAAUGCCAAUUCACAAAGACAGGAUCCACGUCACAUGUCCUUUGGCUGUGGCGUCUGCAGAGUGAGGCUGUGCAAGACCACCUGUUUUGCAGUUUCACAAGUGACAUGGAUCGGAAUGUGGUGUAUUCUGUGUCUGUUUUAUGUUUAGUCACCUAUUGUAUACUGUAUGGCAAUGCAUGCAAAAAGUGUUAAAAUUCUGUACGUAGCAUCUGAUAUAAAAACCACCC